AUGAAGCAAUCUUCAUAUAGCAUGAGUUCUGAUGAAAAGCCUCACUUAGCCCCUAUCUCCAAUCUAAUACAUCAUUCGAAUGAGAGCGAUAAAAGUGAUAGAUAUCAGGAUAUGGACUUCAAGAUGGAUAUAGAUGACCAUAAUGAUUAUAACGACUUGAGAAAAUCAAUAAUUGGAAACAGGAGAUAUUCGGAAACUUUACGAUCAAGAAAUCGUAUCCAGCAGCUCAAUUACCAAAAUUCGCCUUUAUUAAUUUUGCCGACAGAGGUACUUCUACAGAUCUUCAAUCACUUGGAGAGAAAAGACCUUUAUUCUUUAUUAAGUGUUUGUCAUGAAUUUGCAGAUUUAAUUGUAGAAAUUCUCUGGUUUCGGCCCAAUAUGCAAAGCGAUAAAUCUUUUAAGAAGAUUAAGGAGUUAAUGGAACUCCCUAGGGACAAGACUCAUUGGGAUUAUCGUUUGUUCAUAAAGAGAUUAAAUCUAUCUUUCAUGACUAGGCUCGUGGAUGACGAACUAUUGUCAUUAUUUGUUGGCUGCCCCCGAUUGGAAAGGUUAACCCUUGUAAAUUGCACAAAAUUAUCUCACCGACCUAUUACGGCUGUUUUACAGAAUUGCUUGAAAUUACAAUCAAUAGAUUUGACGGGAGUAACUGAUAUACACGAUGAUAUAAUAAAUGCUUUGGCUGAAAACUGUACCGGUCUUCAAGGUCUUUACGCUCCUGGCUGUGGAAAUGUUUCCGAGCAGUCAAUUAUACGGCUACUCAGAUCUUGUCCCAUGCUCAAAAGAGUUAAAUUUAACAAUAGUAAUAAUAUUACUGAUGAAAGCAUAAUCAACAUGUACGAAAAUUGCAAAUCUUUAGUCGAAAUCGACUUACAUAAUUGCCCUAACGUCACGGAUAAGUAUUUGAAAUUGAUCUUUUUGGAACUAUCUCAGUUGAGAGAGUUUCGAAUCAGCAAUUCAGCAGGAAUUACGGACAGAUUAUUUGAACUUCUUCCGAAUGAAUUUUAUCUUGAAAAAUUGCGCAUUAUCGAUAUAACAGGUUGUAAUGCAAUAACCGACAAACUAGUCGAAAAAUUAGUUAUGUGUGCACCACGGUUAAGAAAUGUUGUUUUGUCAAAAUGUAUGCAGAUAACAGACGCCUCUUUAAGAGCAUUAAGCCAGCUAGGUAGAAGUUUGCAUUAUGUUCAUUUGGGUCAUUGUGGAUUAAUUACAGAUUUUGGAGUAGCUUCAUUAGUACGCUCAUGUCAUAGAAUUCAAUACAUUGAUCUUGCAUGCUGUUCACAGUUGACAGAUUGGUCAUUAGUGGAGUUAGCUAACUUACCCAAAUUGAGAAGAAUUGGUCUAGUGAAAUGCAGUUUAAUAUCCGAUAGUGGUAUUCUAGAAUUAGUUCGGCGCCGGGGGGAGCAAGAUUGUUUAGAGAGAGUCCACUUAUCUUACUGUACGAAUUUGACCAUUGGCCCCAUAUAUCUUUUACUCAAAAAUUGUCCAAAACUUACGCAUCUUUCUCUCACAGGAAUUUCAGCAUUCUUGAGAAGAGAAAUUACCCAAUACUGUCGCGAUCCCCCUCCAGAUUUUAAUGAGCAUCAGAGAAAUUUAUUCUGUGUAUUUUCUGGACAUGGUGUUAAUCAAUUGAGAAAUCAUCUAAAUCAAAUUAUGGAAGAUAGAGCUCACCAUAUAGAUCAUGGGGAUAUGCAUGCGUUAUUUCAUGAACGAAGAAGAAGAUUAAUGAAUGGCGGUAUUGACAUGGAAGACGAAGAAAUGAAUGCAUGGGCGAGGCAAAGGGGACUCGGAUUAUUGAGAAAUCCGGAAAUCACCAAUACAGAAAUGGCGGAAAUAAACAGAGAAAUAUUUAGGGAGCUUAAUGUCGGGGACAUGGGUCCUAUUGGUAUGAGGGAACACUUUCAAAGAUUAGUUAGAGAUCACCACCAACAAAGGCUUUUGGAACAGCAAAAUCAACAAGAACAACAACAAAUAAAUCCUCAGAAUGCACCUCAAAUCAUUCAACCGGCAGUAUUUCCCAACGAUGAUGAAAUUCCAGUUGUAGAAGAUGACGAAGACGUUGAUAUGGAUCAGGGUGCUCUUUUCCCACCAACCCAACCAUCUAGCUAA
Molecule: messenger RNA, 2106 nt
Organism: Priceomyces carsonii
Lineage: Eukaryota; Fungi; Ascomycota; Pichiomycetes; Serinales; Debaryomycetaceae
Gene: GRR1
Product: SCF ubiquitin ligase complex subunit
Exons: 1
Coding region: 1-2106 (701 amino acids)
Cellular component (GO): cytoplasm
Molecular function (GO): protein binding
Source: RefSeq, a predicted model, not a curated record